AUGGCCGUGAAAUCCAACGAUGGCGGCGGGCCAGCAGCUCCGUCGCCAGCCUUCGUGGAUACCGUCGCCGAAAUCAUGAGGCUCUACAGAUCCCUCCCGCCGAGGCCUUCUAUCGACGAAGUGGAGGCCUCCGUCGCCGUAGUCAAGUCCAUCCAAAACGAAGAGCAAGCGAAGCUAGAAGAAAUCUCCAAACACCAGCGCCCGCCAGAUGUGCCAGAGGAGCUCUUCGCGCUGCUGCAGCAAGUGAGGAGGACGGUGGCUGUUCACCAGUGUCGUGAAGUGAAUUCCAACGAGAAACUAAGCCUGCUGAAGGUGGCAGCAAUGAUAGAGAACUCUGCAAAAUCAGGAGCUGAACACAAUCGAUCUUGGCAGCGGUGGCGAGGACUGACCGGCGGCAGCUGCUGGUUUUGA
This is a messenger RNA of Linum tenue, 411 nucleotides long. The record is from the annotation of a GenBank genome assembly. Lineage: Eukaryota; Viridiplantae; Streptophyta; Magnoliopsida; Malpighiales; Linaceae.